AUGUCAGCGGGAGGAUACCAUACCUGCGCCAUCUCUAGGGACGACGAGACGGGCAAGAACAUGAUCAAGUGUUGGGGGCUGGUCGACGAUGGUCAGAUCGGCUACGUUGACGGCAAAGUCGUGCUGAUAGCUGCGGGGCGAAAUUUGUUGCCAGACAUGAUGAAUGAUGAUGAUGACGUUGAUGAUGAUGAUGAUGAUGAUGAUGAUGAUGAUGAUGAUGAUGAUGAUGAUGAUGAUGAUGAUGAUGAUGAUGAUGAUGAUGAUGAUGAUGAUGAUGAGGACAACGACAACGACAACAACGAUGAUGAUGAUGAUGAUGACGACGAUGAUGAUGAUGAUGAUGACGACCGACGACGACGCAAAAACAUUCAGACGACGAGCAUGAGGAGUGUUGAGAGGUAA
Guillardia theta CCMP2712 is the source of this 402-nucleotide messenger RNA. RefSeq lists its product as hypothetical. The transcript is spliced from 3 exons. The record is from RefSeq and is a predicted model, not a curated record. Lineage: Eukaryota; Cryptophyceae; Pyrenomonadales; Geminigeraceae. Bases 1 to 402 code for a protein of 133 amino acids.